Molecule: messenger RNA, 3109 nt
Organism: Tupaia belangeri chinensis (Chinese tree shrew)
Lineage: Eukaryota; Metazoa; Chordata; Mammalia; Scandentia; Tupaiidae
Gene: NHLRC3
Product: NHL repeat containing 3
Exons: 7
Coding region: 221-1264 (347 amino acids)
Biological process (GO): protein polyubiquitination; proteasome-mediated ubiquitin-dependent protein catabolic process
Molecular function (GO): protein binding; ubiquitin protein ligase activity
Source: RefSeq, a predicted model, not a curated record
GGGUCUGGGGCGGAGACCUGAGAAUAAUCAGGAAAUCCGGAACUGGCUUUUCUUAAUUCUUUCUCUUUGGUCUCUACUUCCUUCGUUCUCAAGGAACGACUCCUAGGAGAUAAGAGGGAAAAGACCGACCCUCAGUGCCCCGACGAACUGCUGGGGUCUGAGGCUGUCCAGUUUUCUCCAGCUACCGGUGAACCCUUCUCCCCAGUCUUCUCGCCUGGUCAUGGCGAAAUUCUGGGUCUGCGCUGCUGGCGCCAGCUUCUUUCUUGCAUUUCUGGUUUUGGAUUCGCGUUUUUGCGGCUUUCGGGUUGUAAAGAACUUUGUCUUUCAAGUUUCUUGGAGAACUGAGAAAAUUCUUUACCGGCUGGAUGUGGGUUGGCCUAAGUAUCCAGAAUAUUUUACAGGAGUAACAUUUUGUGUUGCAGCUGAUUCCCUCAAUGGAUUGGUUUACGUAGCCCAAAGAGGGGAUAACAUCCCAAAGGUAUUAGUGUUCACAGAGGAUGGAUAUUUCCUACGAGCCUGGAAUUAUACAGUUGACACACCUCAUGGUAUAUUUGCAGCCAGUACACUACAUGAACAAUCUGUCUGGAUCACGGAUGUAGGAAGUGGAUCCUAUGGUCAUACUAUUAAAAAAUAUAAUUCCUUUGGUGAUCUCGUUCAAGUCUUGGGUACCCCAGGCAAAAAAGGCACUGGUUUGAAUCCUUUGCAGUUUGAUAACCCUGCAGAACUGUACGUAGAAGACACAGGAGAUAUUUACAUUGUGGAUGGAGAUGGAGGAUUGAAUAACAGAUUGAUCAAACUGUCCCAAGAUUUCAUGAUCCUUUGGCUACAUGGAGAAAAUGGGACAGGACCUGGAAAGUUCAACAUACCUCAUAGUGUCACAGUUGAUUCUUCUGGUCGGGUGUGGGUUGCUGACCGAGGAAAUAAAAGACUCCAAAUAUUUGAUAAAGACACUGGGGAGUGGUUAGGAGAGUGGAAUAACUGUUUUACAGAAGAGGGGCCUUCUUCAGUCAGAUUCACUCCUGAUGGGAAGUACUUGAUUGUAGCCCAGCUGAACCUCAGCAGGCUCUCGGUUGUGGCAGCACCCCCGGUAGGCAGCAUUGGCAACUGUACUGUGAUCAGCACGAUCCAGCUAGCUGAUCAAGUUUUGCCGCAUCUCUUAGAAGUCGAUGGAAAGACCGGAGCAAUCUAUGUAGCAGAAAUUGGAGCAAAACAAGUACAAAAAUAUGUUCCUUUGAAUAGCUAUGUUCCCUCAUUUGUUUUAUAAUUUUUUUUUCUUGGAGCUAUUCAAACAGCGAUUGAGAUUCACAGAUUCAUGAAGUGUCUAAAAAUGAUGUUCAAGCACAAGAAUUUGUUUUUUACUUGAUCUUGUACCAAAGAAAUUGGGUUUUAUAUCAUAAAGACUCCUAUGUUAUGCUGCCGUUUUUGGGACUUGGUUUUUCCAAGUACAUACAGAUAUUUUAGUGAAAGAAGUGUAACUUUAAAAAGGAGUAAAAAAAAAAAAAAGGAACUAAGGUUGUUAUUUAGUUAUUUGCCCUGGUAAACUGCUUAUCCCUGGGUAAAUAAAAAGUGGGGGUGGAGGGGAAGAAAAAUGGGGUUGUGGGAUAAUUCAUUAAAUUGCAUAUGAAGAACUACAAACCUCCAGGUGGUUAAAUUCAGCUACUGUUCAGUGCACUGCUAGAGAGUGACCAAGAUGGGCUGUGGAUUAAUUUAAGCACCCACAGAGUGCUACGUCCUGAAGAUUCAGAAAUGAAGAAGGAUUAUCUGCCUUUUGAGUAGCUUCCAGUCCAGUAGGGAGACAAGGGACAAGUGGACAAACAGUCACAACACGGUGACAGCGACAUAUGAGUACAGUUAACUUUGGAAAUGAGUGUUGUUUCCAACCAAAGAACUCAUGGAGACUUUGCAAGAGAGACAUAAAUUUGAGUUUGGACUUGAAAACCAAAGAGGAGCUUGCCAGGGGACAAAAAGGAGAAAACAAUAGUGUCCCAAGUAGAGAAGGUAUAAGCAGUUGUAAACUCGCUGUGAACUUUGAUAAGCUUUUAGCCCAAAUUGGCUUUGUUCUUUUAGUUGUAAAAUAGUUAAUGUCACCUUUUAAAUGUAGGAAUAAAAUGGCUGACAUUUAAGCACCUUACUCAGAGGAAUUUUUACGAAUAACUAUAAUGUUUUAUAAAGGUAGUAUUAAAAAUAGAGGCUCUCUUUAUGCUUCCUGCUUUUUUCUUUCUUUUUAAAAAUGUUUAACCUAAACUCAGUUCAUCCUAACAUUGGCCUACCUCAAGUUUCAGCAGAGUUAUUAUAGGGAUGUGCCAAAUCUUUUGGGCUAGUAAGGUAAACAAUUUCCUGCCUCCCCCCUUUUUUUAAACAUCUUUUUUCCCUUUUCAAUGUUAGUUUUCCAAUUAAGACUUUUUUUCAGUUUGUUCAUGUUUAUUCAAGAGUUUGGUGGAACCUUGGCAUAUUAUAAUUGUUCUAAUCAUCCUUUCUCCUUCCUCUCAUCAGCUUCCCUUUUUAUCCCAGUAUUUUAUUGUAAAUGGUGGAACAUGUGAGUAAUCUUGAGCUGAUUUUGCUCACCAUCCAUUAUGGCUGUGGUCUUUUCCAAACCUGAAGGAAUCUGCUCAUUUUUUGAUGCUUGGAUCAGUUUUUGGAUUGAUUAGGAAGGUAAAUCAGCCAAUGGGAAGCACUGUCCUAUAUUCCAAGGCCAUUGAUAAAGUGUUUAUUCCACUGAUCAAACUCUAUGAUCGUGAAUGAGUUACCUUCAUUUUUAUCUUUAGUAAAACAAGAAACAUCAUUGCCUUCUUCCUUCGCAAGUGCUGUGAUGAUCAAAUGUUCAACGCAUCCCCAUGUGCCCUUUGAAAUCUGUACAUUAGAGGUGUUUUAUUAACAAGGGUCUUUCUAUAUGUGGUAUUUACCUAAUACAAGCUACCAGGUUUGCCUUAAUUUGUGUUCUAGCUUUUAUCAAAACAUAGCCUCUUGGACUUUAUGCAGUUACCUAAUAGGGUCAACUGAUGUGGAAGAAAGAAAUCAACUUGAAGGUUUUGUUUGUUUGUUUUUGGUUUUUGGAGAGAUUUUUGCUAUCGGGCAUAUGCGCUCACCAGAGAGACAAAGAGAGAAAGUA